AUGGCAUCUAACAAAGUCUCAUUCAUCUUUAUUCUUUUUCUAUGUGUUCUCUCAACAGCAGAGUUUGGAGAAGCACAAAACCCAAGGGGAAGAAAAUGCGAAGAUCCAAACGGUGUAGACCAAAAAGCGAAAUGCUAUAUUUACUGUAAUGAACAAGGUUUUCUCGGGGGUUCUUGUCAAGGCUACACCAAUCACUAUAUGUGUGAGUGUUAUGUAGGAUAA
This is a messenger RNA of Arabidopsis thaliana (thale cress), 222 nucleotides long. RefSeq names its product defensin-like protein. Lineage: Eukaryota; Viridiplantae; Streptophyta; Magnoliopsida; Brassicales; Brassicaceae. The transcript has 2 exons. The record is from RefSeq and is marked reviewed. The coding region runs from base 1 to 222 and encodes 73 amino acids. Gene Ontology annotation, cellular component: extracellular region.